This is a messenger RNA of Caenorhabditis elegans, 1277 nucleotides long. It is a transcript of the gene hpo-32, whose product is annotated as Remorin_C domain-containing protein. Lineage: Eukaryota; Metazoa; Nematoda; Chromadorea; Rhabditida; Rhabditidae. The record is from RefSeq and is marked reviewed. The transcript is spliced from 7 exons. The coding region runs from base 26 to 1060 and encodes 344 amino acids.
UAAAUUUACCGAAUCUGAGACAAUAAUGGCAGAAUCAUCAGUCACUUUCACGAUUUCCACCGAUGGAGGCGGAAAGAUUAAUGUUAUCUACGACGGCUCCCACAAGACAAAUGCUACGGAUUCUUCUGUGAAUUCUGAGAGUGUGACUCCUUGUGAAUCACUCGAUACAACUAAAGAGUCCGAAAUGCUGAAAGCUGGACUUAGAAGACGCGCACCGUCGAUUUCUACAGAGUCAUCCGUCACAUUCAGUUCAAUUUCCGACUUUGAAGAUCUCAAUCUGCGCUGCUCGACUCCACUUGUCUGCGACGACGAUACUAAUAGUAAUUCCGAUGCUUCAUUCGCGUCAUGUGUCUCCGAAGUGUCUGAAAUGUCGAUCAAGACAACCUCUUCUCAAGAAACUGUCACUUCUGCGUCUGGGCUGAAGGAGAGUAAGCCAAUGGAGAAGAUGGAAGAGAAACGAGAAGUGAGAAUGAAGUCCUACGAACAGGUGAACAAGGAAAGAUACGGCGGCUGGACUGAAGUCGUCAACUGGAGAGCUGCGAAAAAGCCACAAAGUGUGGCUCCCUCGCAAAGUUCAACCAAGAAAACUCUUUCCAACAAUGGAACCACUACUGAUCAUGGUAUAACUUCUGCUUCACGCCGAACUCCAAACUCGACACAUGUUGCUUCAAAGCCUCAACUUAAUACGAGAGCUACAUCUGUCCAGGGGUCUGCUCCAUCCAGCGGCUCCAAAUCGCGUAUCCCGUCGUUGGCAAAUCGGCAGGUUUACAACAACUCUCCACAGCUGUUCCACCCUUUUCCACCAAGCCGCUGCAAUUCAUCCAACGGAUCAUAUGCAUCCACAGUUACAGCUUCUCCGAGCGUUGCUUCUUACUCUCCAAAUCCUUCUCAACCACCACCACCAGUGGCUGUUGCUAAGCUGAACAUGAAGAUGACCAUCACCACUGACUCGAAUGGAAAAAUGAGUGUUCAUUUCUCGAACUCAAACUCGUCGGAGUCCUGGUCUAUCAAUGGUCUUCUCGGAAAUUCCGACAAAAUCAACGUCAGCAAGAUGUUUUAAUCAUAAUCAUGAAAUCAUUGAAUCCCUGUGUUUUUGUUACUUUUUAUCCUACCAGCUGGACUGGCCAGAUUGACUGAAUCUUAUUGAUUCACUAGAAGUUUUCAGUUUGAAAAUAGUUGAAAUUCUUCUCAAUCUUUAUCGUUCGUUUUGUUCUUUUUUUAUUGCUAUGUUCUGUUCAAUUCCCCAUAAAAAUUUGGAUAAAAAUUUUAAAGGCCCC